Molecule: messenger RNA, 917 nt
Organism: Portunus trituberculatus (swimming crab)
Lineage: Eukaryota; Metazoa; Arthropoda; Malacostraca; Decapoda; Portunidae
Product: mite group 2 allergen Pso o 2-like
Exons: 5
Coding region: 90-518 (142 amino acids)
Biological process (GO): sterol transport
Molecular function (GO): sterol binding
Source: RefSeq, a predicted model, not a curated record
CACUAUAUCAAUGCUUCAUCCUGUCCUGGCCACAUAUUGUCUUCCCUGCACUCUCGUAGACGUGUUCACCUUGCCAGUGAGUGCCAACCAUGCGUGGAUUCUUUCUUGUUCUCCUGUGCUGGGCUGCGGCCGACGCCUCCACUCUCUUCCAGGACUGUGGCUCCGUGGGUUCAGAUGUGGUGCUGAACGUGGAGGGCUGCGAGGUGCCGCCCUGCCAACUCAAGCGCGGCGAGGUGGUGGAUGUCAACUUCAAAUUCACAGCAAGCAAGGACUCUGCUGGGUUGAAAAUCAAGGCUCUGGCUAACAUUGGAGGCAUUGAAUUCCCGUGGGUAGGCAUCGACACAGAUGGCUGCCACUACACCUCGUGCCCCAUCUCGGCUGGCUCGCAUGUUGAUUGGACUCUGCCUGUGGAGAUCCUGACGGAGUACCCGGCUAUUAGCUUGGUCGUAACCUUCAAGCUCUUGGACGACUCCGGCAGUUCUCAGACGUGCGCUCUUCUGCCGGCAACACUUAUUUAAACUUUGCUCCUUCUGCUCCUGCUUCUUCUUAUCUUCCUCCUCUUCUUUCUCCAUCGCCUCCUUCUCUUUCCGUUCAAUUUUUCUUCUGUAUUUGCCUUUCUCUUUAGUUUUCCUUUAUCUGCUCUUGUUCUGCUUGUUCUCUCCUCCUCCUCGUCAUGUUACUCCCCCAACUCUUCUCACUCAUAUUUUUCCCUUUAAUUUUCCUUUAUUUACUUUUCUUGUCAUGCGUCUUUAUCAUCGUCGACUUCCUCCUCUUCCUUCUCCUCCUCUUAAUUUCUCCUCCUUCCUGUUCGAGAUUCACCUGCGCCUCUUUGGACUCUCUUAUUUAUUGAUUAUGUGAACAGCGUUGUGAAUUAUGUAGUCGUGUAAGCUUGAAAUAAAUGGUGAUUAGAAGCAAUA